AUGUUUGGCUUAAAAAUUGCUAUUUUGUUAAUUGUAUCAUCAAUUCAGUUUUGGUCAGUGACUAGAGGAAUAAUAGUUACAACACCAUUGGGUAGAAUUCGGGGUACAACCUUCCAAUACAAUGGUACAACUGUUUACAAGUUUCUGGGCAUUCCAUAUGCUAAACCUCCAGUUCAAGACUUGAUGCUAGAGAAGCCAAUACCAAUUGGACCAUGGCACGGAACCUUGAAUGCUACUACAUAUGGAUCAGCAUGUGUUCAAAGAGGUUCUUCAUCUCAUAAAAAUCCAGUCAAGAGCUUGGAUUGUCUUUACCUGAACGUUUAUGUUCCCCGAUCUCUUACAGAGAUAAAACCAGUUAUGAUCUUUAUCCAUGGCGGUAGUUAUAUGUUCGGCGAUGGAAGUAUGUAUGAUGGUACCGCUUUAGCAGCUAAUGGAAAUGUCACUGUGGUUGUUAUCAACUAUCGCCUGGAUGCUUAUGGGUUUUUAUCUACAAUGGACAAUGAGAUUCCGGGUAACUAUGGCCUCUGGGACCAGCGCCAAGCUAUGAUCUGGGUCAAAGAAAAUAUUCAAAAUUUUGCAGGUGAUAAUGCUUCCCUAACCAUGUUUGGUGAAAGUGCCGGUGCCUACAGUACAGGUGCCCACAUGUUAUCAACGCACAAUGUUGGGCUCUUUCACAGAGUUAUUUCUGAGAGUGGUGUGGCAGUUUCACCAAUUGGAAUGACGUAUGAUCCAAUCUAUUAUUCUAGGAAGAUCAGUGAUUAUUUGGGAUGCACUCAGUUUAACGCAUCUGGUGGUUGGGAUACGAAAGCAUUCAAGCAGUGUUUUAAGUCUAAAGAUCCAUCAUUAGUGUUAGACGCUUCAAUCAAAGCAGGCGAUUAUGGUGUUCUUGCGUAUCGAAGAAUUAUUGGUCCAGUGGUUGACGGAGAUUUCCUGCUCGAUUUCCCUCGGAAUGUUCUAGACAGAGAUGACGUACCUUUCAAGAACAUUGAUUUGAUGGUUGGAACUAAUGCACAGGAAGGCAGUUUGACUGUUGGUCCUCUACAAGCAUACGUUAAGCAGUACAAUAUCAGUUUACCAAAGGGGGUUCCACGGCAGAUUUUUAAGGAUCACAUAGCUUUGGCCAUAGCUAGAGAUUAUUACAAUGAUAGUUUCGAUCAGGUUCUGGACAAUAUUACGAAUACGUAUAUGUAUUCAUUUGAUGGGAUCUCUGAUUUCGACCAAGCCGUGAAAAUGGUAGAGAUGUACGGUGAUUUUAUUCUUCAAGCUCCCACCGUGGAAACGGUCGAGUAUCAUACAAAGCUGACCAAGAUGAAGAAGACAUAUCAGUAUUAUUUCACUCAUAAACCAGUUAAAAGACAUUCUCUCCCAUGGCUUCAAGGAGCAAACCACGCAGACGAACUAGAAUACGUGUUCGGGCCUCCUUUGAAAGGCAUUUCCGAUGAGAAGAUACAUUUUUCACGAUUAGUUAUGAAGUACUGGAGUAAUUUUGCAAGAUAUGGAAAUCCCAAUGGUGAAGGUCCAGACCAAUGGCCAAAAUCAAACCAAUAUACAAAGCCGUAUUUUCUUCUUGAUUUCAACCAAGCAGCUUAUACAAAGUUACUCAGGCGUAGGGUCACAUUUUGGAAGAAUCUUGGCACCCAAUCCACCUAG
This is a messenger RNA of Lottia gigantea (owl limpet), 1650 nucleotides long. RefSeq lists its product as hypothetical. The coding region runs from base 1 to 1650 and encodes 549 amino acids. The record is from RefSeq and is a predicted model, not a curated record. NCBI's taxonomy places the organism in Eukaryota, Metazoa, Mollusca, Gastropoda, Lottiidae. The transcript is spliced from 3 exons.